ACUGUGAAACUCAUUAGCGCGCACGGGUAUGUAUAUGUGUGUGUGUAUGUAUUUUCCUGUUGAAUUUGGAAGAUCCACUAAACUCUGAGGCUGAAGCUCUGCCGGAACACCCUAGCUCCUUGUUACAACCCCUCAGGCACACACACAACAAAGAUUUUGCUGUUCUACGGCUCCCUCCGCCCGGGUACUGUUCUAAGCGCAGACUCAACAACCGGAUCGGAGGAUUGAAGAUUCCUUAUCUUCUCUCUGUCUCCCCCCACCUCUAAAAUAAUUUGCAAGGAUGUCUUUUAAGCACCGAGGGAGCGCCUCCUUCCUUCUGAACAAGCCACAAUAGCUUGGGGGAAAGCACCCCCCUUCACUUUGUCUUUACUGCAUUCCGAAGUCACUCCGAUUUCUCCGAGAGGAACAGUCCCGACUGACUUAAAGGCGUUGUUUUCGAGGAUCCUCCGAGAUCUGGGGCUUGAGGGUCUUGGUGGAAUACGGAGUGUAAGGACAUUCCCCCCCUCCCCAUCCUAGGCAGGCGAUCCCGGAGCCACUUGGGCCGCCGGCAUCAUGUCUAAGGUGGCGACUCCAUCCGGAUCCGCACCUGGAGCCGGGGCGUCGGCGUCGUCGGCGCCCGGCUCGGAAAGUUGCGCGGCGGGUGUGGCCGAAGACCUCUCCAAGGUGUCGGACGAGGAGCUGCUGAAGUGGACCAAGGAGGAACUGAUCCGGAGCCUGCGCAAGGCGGAGUCGGAGAAGAUGAGCGCCAUGCUGGACCACAGCAAUCUCAUCCGCGAGGUCAACCGGCGCCUGCAACUUCACCUGGGCGAGAUCCGGGGACUCAAGGACAUCAACCAGAAACUUCAGGAGGACAACCAGGAGCUGCGAGACCUUUGCUGCUUCUUGGACGAUGACCGGCAGAAAGGCAAGAAGGUUUCCCGCGAGUGGCAGAGGCUCGGCCGGUACAGCGCGGGCGUCAUGCACAAGGAGGUGUCCCUGUAUCUUCAGAAGCUGAAGGAGCUGGAAGUUCGGCAGGAGGAGGUGGUGAAGGAGAACCUGGAGCUGAAGGAGCUCUGCGUCCUGCUGGACGAGGAGAAGGGUGGUGUUGCCGGUUGCCGAAACUCGAUCGACAGCCAGGCCAGCCUCUGCCAGCUCAAUGCCACGAGCGCCUUCAUCAGGGACGUUGGAGACGGCAGCAGCACCUCCAGCACCGGCAGCACGGACAGCCCUGACCACCACAAGCACCACCCGAACUCAAGUCCUGAGCACCUCCAGAAGGCGAGGAGCGAGGGGAGUCCCGAGCAUCAGAAACACCGCAGCGCCAGCCCCGAACACCUCCACAAACCCCGCGGCUCUGGCAGCCCCGAUCACCAGAAACACCUGAAAGGACCCAGCCCGGAGCAUCACAAGACUCUUGGAAAGGGGUCUGUGGAGCAGCAGAAGCACAGCUGCAGCAGUCCGGAAACGCUGCCGAAGCACUUGUUGAGUGGCAGCCCCGAACACUUUCAGAAACACAGGCCCGGCGGCAGCCCGGAACACCAGAAGCACAGCGCUGGCGGCGGAAGCCCCGAACUUCUCCACAAACACGCUCUGAGCGGGAGCUCCGAGCACCUCCCGAAAGCGAGGGGCACCAGCCCCGAACAUCUCAAGCAGCACUAUGGCGGAAGCCCGGACCACCUCAAGCACUUGGGGGGCAGCAGCAGCAGAGAAGGCACCUUAAGGAGGCCGGUGACGGAUGACCUCUCUCCCCAUCACCGAGGCCUCUACAAUGGGAUGAACGAAUCAACCUUGUCCUAUGUUAGGCAGCUGGAAGCAAGAGUAAGACAGCUGGAGGAGGAAAAUCGCAUGCUGCCCCAGGGUCCCAUUAGGAUGCCAACAAGGGCAGAUGGGAAUGUCUGCUCUCCGAGCGUCAAUGACCAGGCCUCCUCACCUUCUCAGCAGCCUGAAGCGGUGGUUAAUGGCCUCAAGGUUGUGUGGAGGAAACUUGGCGAUGCUGUCGGCUCGUGUCCUGGAAUUAGGCAACACUUGUCUGGAAACCAGUACAAAGGGCCUAUGUGAAUGGAUAUUUUUUUAAGGAACAAAGGAACAAUUUCAGCUACUGUUGGAUUUAGUCUUGUCAAAGCAACCUCUUUCCUAACAAUGAGACAACUUCAUUCAUGCUCUGUGAUCACCUCUGGAAACUGGAUUGCUCUCCCCACUCCCUCUGUUCCUGCAAGGACUUUGGCGAAAAGUAUCCGGAUCUCAUCACACUCAAUAUAUAUUCUGACUAAUCCAACUCUGCUUCUGCCAUGAGCAUUUACAGUGUAUACGACCAGGAGGUACCAGCUGAUAAUUCCAAAGGCUGUUAAAAUCUGCUGCUGGAGGAGAACCCCCAUGGAAGAAGUGUUUAAUGUGUCGGCCUUCCUGUGACGUUUCCCCAGGAGCUUUUCACCAGAUUGGAAAGAUACCUACAAACUGUGCCUUUUGGCCAUCCCAGUUUGGACAGUUAGGUUCUCCUGGUAGCUGUACACCAGGGUGUGUUAAAAAAAAUAUGUUAGUUAAUAUGGUGCUUAGGCAGAUUGCAGCUGAAACACUUUCCUUUGUAGAGUAAUUGCAUUCUGAGGUGCUAAAUAUAAGACCUUCAAGUCUCCUAACCAGCCAGUAGUGUAGCAAAGUAAGCAACAGCACUAAAACAGCCUCCCCACACCCGAAACAAAAAGAAUUCAUUUGUUUUCAUUCGUUUUGGCAAAUGUCUUCCGAAGAGGUGGCAUUUCUCCUCUUAAGAGAAGGCAUUCCUCUCUUAAGCUUGAAGGCCAAUGCUGAGGCAACCCCAGGAAUGGAGCAGCGAUGAGUCUGUCUUGUAAAGAGCAGGAAUUCCCUCUCUGAGAGACCAGAUAGAUCAAGGAGCUGGGCUGAUGGAUGGGCAGUCUCCCAGCAAAGAUCAGGAGCCUAGUUGCUAGGUGGCAGUAGUGCGAUAUUAGGGAGUCUGAUAUGGGAUCAGGUAUGUUCUGUGUUUUACCAGGCACAAGCCAAAGAGGCAGUCCAAAAAAGUAGGAGAGGGUUGUGCGAGGGAGGCCCAUUGGAGGAAGAGAGAUGAAGCAAAGACAAUGGAGGACUUCUAGAGUUUUGGCUUCCAGAAGUUCACCAGGGUAGAACAGAAGCUGGCGAGGGGAUGUAGAAUUCUGCUGAAUUCACUUGCUAGGCCAGCGGUUCUCAACCUGUGGGUCCCCAGAUGUUGUUGGACUACAACUCCCAUCAUCCCUGAGCUCUGGCCUAGCUAGCUAGGGGUGAUGGGAGUUGUAGUUCAACAACAUCUGGGGACCCACAGGUUGAGAAAGGCUGUGCUAGGCUUUUCACGCUAGCCAGAUGCUAAUUUCCAGAUCCAAAGAGCCCCAGUUUCCAGCUUCUCGUGAGGAUUGCACAUACCUGCUCAUACAUUAUACAGAGCAUCCAAGUUAAUUUCAUGGAUGCUGUCCAGAAAAUUAACCUUGAUUCUAGAUCAGGCUUUCCCAAACUUGGGUCUCCAGCUGUUUUUGGACUACAGUUCCCAUCAUCCCUGACCACUGGUCUUGCUAGCGAGGGAAGAUGGGAAUUGUAGUCCAAAAACAGCUGGAGACCCAAGUUUAGGAAACCCUGUUCUAGAUUACAACUUGGGGUGGAAGUCAUUGUAGCAUUAUGACAAUCAUUCCAUCAGGGCAAACAUUUCAGUUUGGGAGGCAGAAUGUUCCCCUUUUCCUGCUCCGGUGCACUGUUUGAGGGGUUCUCCUGACCCCCACCCCAGAACCAACUUGAGGAGUGCAUGGGGAGUAGAGGGGGGGGGAAGCCCCAUUGCACUUAUGGAAGUCAUGGUGCUGCUUUCUGCUAGUCUUGGAUCUGGCCCUUAAGACCCUGGCACAUAUUGAUGAUUCUGCACCAGACCCUGGUGUCUGGGACUCUGUGGGGUCCUCCUUGCUGCCUCUCUGCUUGCAUUACCAGGGGAAGGAACAAAGGGAGGACUAAAUUUGUGGCCUGAAGAUCUUAUGAAGUGUUUUAAGGCACUGAAUGCUCGGUGUCUUUAGGGCAAGUAGACCUUAGUGGUGCUGAAGUGGCCAGCUACUCAGGAUGUAGGGGAAGCAGCCAGUACUUCUGGGAAAUCACGUUGCUCUUACUGCUUUUGAUGAGUAAUCUGAGUGGCCAAAGGCAGUGGAGAGGACCUAGUUUGAGGUCUCCGGGGCAUAAGCUUCAUCAGAGCUCUUAUUCCAGCAGAAAUGUGGUGCAUCCUGGGAAGUCCAACCCCAUGGAAUGAUGCACCCUGAGAAGUUCAGCUUCCACGGUGGCCAGCUGUUCUGAAUGCACCAGGUGUGCAUGGAAGCAUCUGAGGUCCAAGAUCCUGGUUCGACCCUCUGGCAACUUAGCUGGAUGUGUGCGUGCGCAUGUGAUUUGCAACCCAUCAAUUCCAGCAGGUUUUGGGCUUUCAGGCCUGGAACCCUCUAAAAGGCCUGAUCCAUAUUAACUUGAGGCUAGAUCCUAGAUAGUUUGGACCCACGCAGAGCAGACAACCAAAAACAGAGCGUGCGAGUUGAACCGCAUGGCUGUGUUCCAGGUCGCACAAAGCUCUAGGAGGCCUGGGACAGGUUAGUUGGCUCCCGCAUGUGGAGUGAACAAAUUCCUCCCCUCCCCUAGUCCUGACUCCUUAUUAUGACAUAGUAAGUAUGCUCCCAUGUAGAUGACAUCACAGCUGUUAGCUUUAGAAUGCUGCCUGGGUCUCCCCAGCCACCUUGACUCCCAACAUAUGAACCCAUUUUUCUGUGCCACGUAGAAGCUGUCUACAACACCUAAAUAACAAUUGUCCGUGCUGGAUGUUCCUGGUUUCCUGGUGCUGUCUUCUACUGCGCUGUUGCAGAGCCCUGAGUUGAGUUGUGACGUCAGAGAGCACAACGAACCAAGCCUCAAACCUGUUGAAAAACACACUCCUUCCCAAACGCUUCUUUACUGGUGACGCGGGCUUUAGAAUUAAAUAUUUGAAGCCUCCACUCUGCCAAAUCCUGCCGGGGGUCCUUUUUGAGUACUGAGUGACUUCCUUCAUCCAUUUCCUUGACCACACAAAUAUUUUGCUUCACAGGAGUCUAUAAGAGCUUAUCAAGGUAGCGCUGUAUUUAUGAGAAUAAGAAGACGAAGAAGAAAGCUUUUGUUGCUGACGGUCGCAUUUUUUUCAAAGGAAACGUUGAAUAUUCUCAAAAGCAUGUCCUUCCUUCAUCCAAGGUUGUCCGUUGUGCCUGAGUUUCUGGACCUGGGUGGGCUUACGCUGACAUUUCUCUCUCUCCCCCCCCCCAUUUCCCCACCCCCUCCAUAUGCCAUUAGAUUGUGUGUAUUCAGCUCUGAUAGCUAUUUUGUGUAUAUCUCAAAAUGCAGCAACAGUUUCUCGUAUGAAUGUGCAACAGGCUUGUGAAUAGAUGCUGUUGCUUUGACUUUCUAACCAUAGCUGAGUAUUUAAAGCAAAAAAGCAAACAAAACAAAACCAAGGCAAACAUAGGAAUGCAACAAUUCCCAAGUUUUUGGGUUCCCCUCCCCCUUGAUUAAUGAGAUUGGGUUCCCCAAGCUUAUAUCAUCUUCUCGCCAAAUGGGCUUUGUUACAUGUUGUGUUAUUGAUCUGUGGGUCGUGGAAUGUGGCGGCGCUGUGUCGGUGCAACCCUUUCGCCCUAUACAUGGUAGCGCAAGCGUAAAUUUGCUACCCCUUUUCUAGAAGGAAGAAGAAGAAGAAAUCACAAAGGGAUUGAUUUGUUUCAGUGGCUCGGUCGCUUUGCUAAUUUUUUCCUUUCCCCCCCUUUUUAACGACGUCAUGCUAAUGAAAACCACCACUUCGGCUAUUUCUCUUUAAAUUGUUGUAUUCCUAUAAUCGUGCGAGGAACAAACGGCGAAAAGAAAAGAAACCCUCAAAAGAAAUUGUGCUUGCAGUCAAUGGGCUGGAUCCAAAGAGCUGUUUUUGAGUUUGUCCAGGGAGGUUGUCUGACUAUUUUUCAUUGAAGAGCUGUCCUUCCCAAUCCCAUAUUGCAAACUGCUUGGAAAACGCCCUUUGGCUGUAGAAGUAGCUUGCUGAUGGGGCAGGUGGAGGUGCUGUUCGAGGAAGAAAAGUCCGAAACCUCAAACCCCCACAAUCCCAUGAGAGUUUGGAUCCAGUUUUCUGGUUCUUUGGGUCCCAGCCACGCCCUGCGGCCGCUAAUUUGAGUGAUGCUGGUCUUUUGCCACGACGCGUAUGUAAAUUUUGAUACUGUAUUAAAGCUAUUUUUUUACAAUUCACCAUAUAAUGGGGGUGCCAGGCAUUGUGUGUUCCAUCUUAGCAACGGUAAUAAAUUAUUUAAUCUCA
Molecule: messenger RNA, 6301 nt
Organism: Podarcis raffonei (Aeolian wall lizard)
Lineage: Eukaryota; Metazoa; Chordata; Lepidosauria; Squamata; Lacertidae
Gene: CCDC85A
Product: coiled-coil domain containing 85A
Exons: 5
Coding region: 553-2037 (494 amino acids)
Source: RefSeq, a predicted model, not a curated record